AUGCCUGCUGAGCGCUCACGAUAUUCUCGUCGCAGUCAAGCCGAUGGGAAUGCCAUCGUAUGGACUCUUCCAGUCCAGCCGGUCGAUGAAUCAGGUAUCGGAUUUGCUCCCAACUUGACAGAGCAAAACUUUGCGGACAGCCCUCCUCCCCUCGUCGACAUUCCACCAACACCCGUUUCGCCAUGCAACACGUUUAUCUUCUCCGAUGAGACCACUUUCAGCGACACUCGGCAAGAAACUCGUCGAGUUCAUGCGCGAAAGAAAUCGGCGAAUCACAUUCCGCGUCCGCCAAAUGCGUUCAUCCUCUUCCGCUCGUCAUUCAUCAAGUCGCAACAAGUUUCCGAGACUGUGGAAACGAACCAUUCCACCCUUUCAAAGAUUAUUGGCUUGACAUGGAAGAACCUAACGGAGGACGAGCGCAAAGUAUGGCGUCAAGCUGCUGCAGAGGCCGUCGCAGAACACAAGCGUAACUUUCCCACAUAUGCUUUCAGACCCAAGCAUUCGCGUGGCAAGAAGGGAGACACCGACCGACCACCACCAAAGCCCAAGCGCAAGGUGCGCGAAGGCACCUACCAGGACCCUAUUCGCUGCGAGAAAAUUGCUGAGCUGCUCGCCAAGGGCACUAAUGGCGCUCAACUUGAUGCUGCCAUCCAAGAGUUCGACAAGAACCACGUGCCUCAAAUCGUGGCCAAAUUUCAGGCCCCGAUUACAGCUCGCGCCUAUCGACGGUCCUCCUCAGUCCCCGCGCCAAAUAACGACGAUUCACGGCCUUUCCUUGCUCCUUCUCCCAAGUCUGAAGGCAGUCCUGGACGACGUCGUUCAUCCAGUGUUGGUGCAGUAGCCUUACCACCUCAUCAACACCAUGUUCGGCCAAGAAAUCCCUCCUUAUUCAUAGACACAAGCUUCAAUAAUCACCAGCUGUACGAACCACUCAAUUUCAAGCAAGAAGUCAUAGAUGAAGGAUUUGACUUUAGCUCAUUUUCCUUCUCCAAUGUCACUUCUCCUGCGCCGUCUGUUGGCUAUGAUCCCUUAUCGAUGCCGAUGUCUCCCUGUACUCCUUUGGAGUCUUCAGUGUUUGAGGCAUCUUCGCCCACGGAAUUUACCCCCAUUGAUUCUAUUGACGUCUCUGCACUCAUUGCCGACGAGUGGCUGUUACACGGACAAUCUGGCCACCCUUUUGGCAGCUACCCAGCUGUAGCCCCCGAUUUCUCCAUGCCUGCCUACUCCUAUGCUCCUCCGCCAUAUUCGAUGGCCCCGACCACCGACUCUGGUUUUUGUUCUAGUUUCAAAAACCUUGCAUUCGGGGAGCAGGCCUCAUUCUGUGCAGCACCUGACCCAAUGGUCGGUCUUGCACAGCUGGAAGCAGACCUUGCGUCGUUUGUGACGCAAUACUCACUGUAA
Mycena indigotica is the source of this 1401-nucleotide messenger RNA. RefSeq names its product Phosphoacetylglucosamine mutase. Gene Ontology annotation, cellular component: nucleus. NCBI's taxonomy places the organism in Eukaryota, Fungi, Basidiomycota, Agaricomycetes, Agaricales, Mycenaceae. The record is from RefSeq and is a predicted model, not a curated record. The coding region runs from base 1 to 1401 and encodes 466 amino acids. Gene Ontology annotation, molecular function: RNA polymerase II cis-regulatory region sequence-specific DNA binding; DNA-binding transcription factor activity, RNA polymerase II-specific. Gene Ontology annotation, biological process: regulation of transcription by RNA polymerase II. The transcript has 4 exons.